AGUGUGGCGGCCGUGACUUGGUGGCCUGGCCGGGAUGUGCUUGAAGGCCAGCCUCCUGUGUAUAUAAGCUUUGCAUUGAGUAAUAGAAAAGUGAGGUGAGGAGAAACAAUGUAGCCAUUCGUGGUAGCCAAGGGAAGUGACUGGGCAAAGCUAUCGUGUCUUCUCCUUGGUUUAUGUGUGCGUGUGCGUGUUUCUCGGUUCCUUCCCUGGUGUGUGUGAGUCCAUGUGAUCUUGAGAGAAGAUAGAAAGGAGAGAGAGAGAGAGAGUUGUGCGAGGCAGCGCAAGGUAGAAGAAGAGCGGCGCUGCGAGAGGCGGCGCCAACAUUUGGCAUCAGAGCCUUGUCGAUCCGAGGCGGUGGCAGCGCCAUGGCAGACUCCAUGUGAGGUGGAGGACGCCGGCGCGAGGUGAUGGCCGGCGGCAGCGCAAAGCCGCCGGUGGGCCAUUGCGGUGCGAUACCGCAAGGUGAAGAUGGUGCGGUGAUCGACGUCGCGAGGACGUCAUCCCUGACAAGAUGGUGACAGGCCAGCGCUGCGACGACGUCGGCGACGGCGGUGCCUGCGGCUAUGGUGGCCGGCGUGACGGUGGUGAAGGCUACGGCCGUGGUGACGGGCACAUGGCGGACUUCAUGCGAGAUGGAGGACGGUGGCACGACACGGAGGUGUUUGGCGGUGUGAUGCCGCACGAGCAUAUGGUUGCGGUGCGAUGCCGCUAGAUGGAGAUGGCGGCGCGAAGCUGCCACAAGAAGACAACGGUGUGAUGCCGUUGGGAGGUACGGCGGCGCGAUGUCGUCAUGAGGAUCGGCGUCAAGCUCGUCGACGGUGCUGUCUAGGGUGGUGUGAUGUCAUCAGCAAGAUGGGCAGAUGUGACGACGUGGUGACCGGCGCCACGAAGGUGUCGUCCACGUCAAGAGGUUGCUGCUGCGUGCGGCAAGAUGUUAUGGUAAUCGGCAACACGAUGGUGUCGUCCACGACAUGAUGGAGCGUUGCGGCGCUGCAAUAGCGUCGAGAAGAAGCUGCGGGUGAUCUGCGUCGAAGACUGACAUCAAGAUUAGGGGGUGAAUGUUAGAACUAAUCUUGGUGUUUUGUAUCAUAUGUUUAAGUUUGAGUUUUGCAUGUAGUUUAGGUGAUAGAGUAACUUGCCGUGUGGUUGGUACGUACGUAGUUUUGGUUCAGCAGGGUGCAAAGGCGAGAUGUCGAAGAAGGUCGUGCGAUGCGACAAAGACGAUGAGAUGCCGAGUACCGCGAGACGCGGUACAGCCGUGUGAGACGGCGCUGCAGAAACAAUUGAAGCCAAGUGAUCUGGGUGGCUAUGAGUAUACAAGUUGGAGUAGAUACCGAGCAUUUUAUAGCACCCCUGACGCUGAUAGAGAUUAUCUCCAAUUCUGGGAAACAAUUGUGAAGGAAAUUAAAUGGCUUGAACAGUAUAUGCUGACAAACGAGUCGUCUAUUGAGUGGGCGCGUGUACAUUCAAAGGCUACAUUCCAAGCAUGUAGGAUCGCAUCUGGGUUUCAAAACAUGACUCUGGAACUAGCAGCUGUUGGUUUGCAUGAGUAUAUAUGGGAUGCACGCAUAAAUCUCAUGUUUAUGAAAGAUCGUGAUGGUAUCUUCUAUGAGAUUUGGAGGCGGGUCAAUGAUAAUCAUCUGCUGAGUUUCAGAGAUGCUCUCGAGCAAGUUUAUGGUGAAAACUUGUAUUCAGCACACGACCGCAGUAUGAAGUAUGAGCUGAAUUACGGCGAUUCCAACAUGGAGCGUGUUUUUGCUCGGUGCACAAAAGGCAUUAGUGACAGUGUUCCAGAAUAUAAAGCCCGUGAGCUGAUUGCACAGGAGAUCCAUUGGACGAGUUUGUCGUCUGGAACAUAUGCGCGGUACGCCAGGAAGAAGCUGAAGGUUGCAGAACUGAUCGGAUUAAUUCCGAAGGACAAGAUAGGAGCUGUGUAGUUGCGUUUGUUAAGAUAGCAGCUGUGUACUUGUGUUGGUAAUGACUUGGCACUGGUUCCAUAAAGAUUCCAGUCUGCAUUAUUCCUAGCAACGCCUGUUGGUAAUGUCUUGGAGCCGGUAUUGAAAAAAAUCAAUCAACAAUUGACUAGAUGUUGCUUUUGUAUGGAAAAAAUUCAUCUUGAAUUGAUACCGGCGAUGCAGUGAGACAAGAUCGCCUCGAUGGUCACCGCCAGCUCGCCGCUGGUUCUCGACAAAAGAAUGCAAACAUAGAUCAGUAAUAGAAGGUAAUAAAGGAAAAGAAGGAGGAGAUGAGCAAUGCAGGCAGGGAGUGUAUGAUGCACGCACGCAGAAGCACAGGCCGUUGGCCAGAGAGGUGGGGUUGCGGCGUAGACGCGGGGCCGCCGCCGUCAAGAUUCACAAACGAAAGAAUAACAGAGGAGACACGAGGAGGAAUAGAGGA
This is a messenger RNA of Triticum aestivum (bread wheat), 2397 nucleotides long. RefSeq lists its product as uncharacterized. Bases 1059 to 1937 code for a protein of 292 amino acids. The transcript is spliced from 9 exons. The record is from RefSeq and is a predicted model, not a curated record. NCBI's taxonomy places the organism in Eukaryota, Viridiplantae, Streptophyta, Magnoliopsida, Poales, Poaceae.